ACAGGUGGGUGGGGUUUCAGAGCAGCCCAGCCCCUGCCUUCCUCUGCUCAUCCACUGAGCGAAAGAGUGAGACUAGAGGAGGGAGGAGUGGGGAGGAAAGAGAGAGAGAGAGCCAGACUGAUUCCCCGAGCCUGAGAAUGGAACGGCAGUGUGUGAGAGCGAGCGAGAGCAUGCGAGUACUCUGAGUUUCUGAGUCCACCUGCGUAUCACAACAUCAUCACAACAGUAUCACUUCAGUUACCACAGGACGACAGAGCAGAUUGCCAUCACAGCACACAGAGACUGAAAGAGACUUAACAAGGGAACACAAGAAGGAGAAGAAAAGACUCUGAUUUGAAGAGACAAAUCUAAAGAGCCUCUCUUUAUUAAAAGGGGGCACGUCGGGGGACCGACACCAGCCGACAAUCCAAAGAGUCUUGCCUGUGCAUUAAGUUUCCGAGAUUUGCUUUCUUUACUUGAUGCCUCAAAGGUCGUCCACCCUCCAAAGUGCCGUGAUGAUCCUGGACUUCUGUCUGAUCCUGUGGUUGACAGGUCACGGAGUUGAAGCCGUGUUCUCGCAGCAGCCCCAAGACUUGGUGGUGGUUGCUGGACAGCCUGUCACCCUUCCCUGCUCCAUCCCCGGUUACCAUGGUGUUGUGCUAUGGAUCAAAGAUGGACUUGCUUUGGGCGUUGGAAGAGACCUUUCAGGUUACCCUCGAUACGCUGUGGUUGGGGAUCAUACUUCGGGCGAACACCACCUGCGAAUCCAGAGGGUGGAGCUGAUGGAUGAUGCUGUGUUCGAGUGUCAGGCCAUUCAGGCUGCCAUGAGGUCCCGUCCUGCCCGACUUACUGUGCUGGUUCCACCUGAUGACCCGGUUAUCAUCGGUGGGCCCGUGGUGAGCCUGAGAGCGGGUGAACCCCUAAACCUGACCUGUCACGCAGACAACGCCAAACCUGCGGCUUCCAUCAUCUGGAUUCGAAAUGGGGAGGUGCUAAACGGAGCCACGUACUCAAAGACUCUUCUUCGAGAUGGAAGGAGAGAGAGUACGGUCAGCAUCCUCUACAUUUCAGCCUCCAACAUCGAGUCUGGUCAGAAGAUCAUCUGCCGGGCCUCCAACAAAGCAGUGCCCAACGGCAAAGAGACCAGUGUGACUAUCGACAUCCAACAUUUGCCAUUGGUUAACCUCUCUGUGGAACCUCAGCCUGUUCUGGAGGGAAACCUGGUAAAGUUUCACUGCUCGGCCAAAGCCAAUCCACCAGUCACCCAAUACAGGUGGGCAAAAGGAGGAAGUGUUAUAAAGGAAGUGUCUGGAGACACCUAUGAGGUCAUCGUGGACCAUUCGUUCUUCACUGAGCCUGUGUCCUGUGAGGUCACCAACCCACUAGGAAGCACCAACAUCAGCCGCAACGUGGACGUCUAUUUUGGUCCUCGGAUGGCUGCGGAGCCGCAGUCUUUACAGGUUGACCUGGGAUCGGAUGCGGUGUUCAACUGUGCCUGGACAGGAAACCCAUCUUUAACUAUUGUAUGGAUGAAGAGGGGCUCUGGAGUGGUGCUAAGCAAUGAGAACAUCCUAACGCUGAGGGCCGUCCGGCAAGAGGAUGCCGGGAAGUACGUCUGCCGUGCGGUAGUUCCUCGUGUCGGUGCUGCGGAGAAGGAAGUCUCUCUGACUGUAAACGGACCUCCAACCAUCUCAAGUACACAGACUCAUCAGGCUCCUCACGGGGAAAAGGGACAAAUCAAAUGUUUUAUCCGCAGCACGCCACCCCCGGACCGCAUUGCCUGGUCAUGGAAGGAGACAGUCCUGGAGUCUGGGACAUCAGGUCGCUACACUGUGGAGACGGUUAGCACAGAAGAUGGAGUGAUGUCCACCCUUACCAUGAGCAACAUCGUUCCCGCUGACUUCCAGACCAUCUACAACUGCACAGCCUGGAACAGCUUCGGAUCCGAUACAGAGAUCAUUCGACUCAAGGAACAAGGUGGGAUUCAAGACUCCCUCCCGGUUGCUGUGAUCAUCGGCGUGGCAGUCGGAGCUUUUGUCGCUUUCAUCGUCCUCAUGGGAACCAUCGGAGCGUUUUGCUGCACGCGCUCACAGAGAAAAGACGCUCACCUGGUUAUGCCUACACUGCCCACCUCCAUCUGUGCUCAGCAGAGAGAACUUGCAAGCAAACUUAAGACAGAAAACCUCAAAGGCGUUGUCUCAGCCAAGAAUGACAUACGUGUGGAAAUCGUGCACAAGGAUCACAAUGCGGCCCGAGAAAACGAGGAACAGUCCAGCAUGAAACAGCUCAUGAUUGAGCGGGGAGAGUUUCAGCAGGAGUCAGUCCUGAAACAACUGGAGGUCCUUCAGGAAGAGGAGAAGGAGUAUCAGCACAUCAAGGAUCCCACUAAUGGAUACUACAGUGUCAACACCUUCAAGGAGCAUCAUGGCACUCCAACCAUCAAUCUGGCAGGAAACCAGACCACAGAGAUUCGCCGAGAUCCAGGCACAGCCACCACCGGCAAGCAGCGGGUUCCCACAGGAAUGUCCUUUACCAACAUCUACUCUACCUUGGGUGCUGGGCCCAACCGCCUGUACGACUACAGCCAGCGGUUCGUGUUGGGCAUGGGCAGCAGUUCCAUCGAGCUGUGCGAGCGAGAGUUCCAGCGGGGAUCGAUGAGCGACUCCAGCUCAUUCCUGGACACGCAGUGCGACAGCAGCGUGAGCAGUUACAGCAAGCAGGACGGCUACGUGCAGUUUGACAAGGACAGCAAGGCCUCUGCUUCGUCUUCAUCCCAUUACUCUCAAUCUUCAUCCCAGAACUCAGACCUCACGCGGCCGCUGCAGAAACGCAUGCAGACCCAUGUCUGACCUGGGCUGCCUGGAGAUGGACAGAAGAAUAUCAGAAUAUCAUGGGUUUGGCCAAAAGGGAUUGACACCCUCCGAGACACAAAUCAGGAACUAGUUCAAGCACAUCUAGCACACCAUUUUAUUUCCCCCCACUUUUUUGCUUAAUAUAUAAUUCAUAUUUGUCUAAAUGUUAUUUAACAGCUCUGAGAAGCCUUACCGUAUUUUUGAGCCUAGUGACUUUCCCAAUGCUCUAAACGUCUAGGCCAAAAACUUCCGUGUGCCACAGUGAUGUUACUUGCCAACAUAGAAAGUAAAAAGGAUGUGAACUCAACCAGCGUCCUUGCUUGGAGUUCCAAUGACUUGAAUCGGCUCCGAAUGAAUAAAAACGCAUAGCAACAGGGAUUGCGAAAAAUGCCAUAGUUGGAGUCUUUGAAGAGAGCUGAUGAAGGCUACAAGCACUCAUCUGCACUAGAGGACAAUGCUCUUGUGCUCCUGUACAUUUAAGCACAACUGUCAAAGUUGUACGUACGAUUUCUCAAUGUCACUUCUUUACCACAGCUAGAUAAACAAAAGGAAAUCAGAACAAAAGGACAAAAAAAUUGACAAUGAAGUAACUAACAACAGACAGAACUGGUGGAUUCUGGCACUUCUGACAAAGGUUCUUCUGACAAAAAUGUGAUAAUUGUACUUGAAUGAUCCUAAGCUGUUGGUUUAUGAUUCAAAGAUAAGAUAUAUUUGUGUUCUGUGAUAAUCUUUCCUUCUUUAUUUCUUCCUGAACAUUCUUGAUGUUCAACAUCUUAACCUUAUAGUUUGAAUUCAUUACCUGCUGGAUUCGAAUUGGGGUUAUGGGAGCUUUUAUCUGCUUAAUUUUUGCCUUGAGUGCACUGAGACUUUUCCCACUUUUUUAAAGCUAAAGUGUGUAAUUCAGGGAUCUCCAACCCUGCUCCAACACACCUGCCUGUAAUUUCCAAGUAACCCUGAAGAACUUGAUUAGUUGGUUCAGUUGUGUUUGAUUGGUUAUGGAGAUCCCUGGUGUAUUUUGUUUUGCACCACUAGAGUCAUUCAUUGGAUCAAAAGCUCAGGCCAUUGAUUGAGCCAGUUGUGCUGUGUCAGGAUGGUUUGGAUGUAAUGUGUACAGCAAUAUGUUGAUAGCACCACAGAGACACAGUCAAGUUGCAAAUGGCUUAUGUUGGUCUUUGGAUAUUAAGAAAAUGUUUUUACAUUACACACUUAAGCUUUAAAUGCUAUUAUUUCUGACAGAAUUUGGUUUGGUGUGCAUAAUGCACUGGGGAACAACUAAUGGGAGCGCGAUGAUGUUCGCAUUUAAACAAAGAAACACUAUGUCCCGUCUAUGUGAAGUCAAAUUAUACUGCUUCAAAAUCAGCCUUUCAAUACAUAAAAUGCCAUUUAAACUUGUGCUAGAUAUAUUUUCGAAUUGCUUCUGUCUUGCAAGACACAAAUUUAGUUAAUGAAGAUCUGAUUAGAUGAUCUGUGUACUGUUCAUGUGGUUGACAUUGGACUGCACUGCGUUGUGUUCUCUCACUGUUAUAAGUGAGCAGUUUGUGUACAUUUUUGAAUGGGGAAGGGGCAUUCAUGUUUAAUGUAAAUGGAUGUUGUUUUUUUCUGUUUCUGUUGUUCCUUUUUUAUAAUAUUUUAGUCUAAAGAACUGAAUUUGCAAUCUACGACACUACUGAUGACUCAUGCACUUCUACACUUGUUAAGUAAAAUCGCUCUUACUUCCAAAUCAGUGUAAUGAAAUCAAGCUAGCAUUGCAUUCUAUUUGGGAUGUGCAGACACAAACACUUCAAUGAGAUUCUGUGAUGCUGUAACUUUGUUUUAAACGCUGUGCUGUACUAAAAACAAUGAGAUCAAUUAUAAUGUGCUAUAAAAUUCAACAACAAAACUGAUAAAACCUCAGAUAGAAGCUCAAAACGGAAACCCUCUCUAUCUUUGAAUAACUACAGAACUACACAUCUAGACUGACAGACUUCCUACAGACAGUUUAACAUUUUGCAACUAUUCGAGAACCAAUAAAGAUUCAUCCAAUGGAGUGCCACAGGGAUGACGUAUUUUUCUAGGCCAUACCUGAAGGGAGUUUUUAGCACUUUUGGUUCCAACAUCCCGAAGUCAAUGAGUUUUUUUUAAGUGAUUUUGGUUAAAGGCCUAAAAAAGAUAAAAUAUCUUGAAAAUAUCUUGGGCUUGUGUAAACCCAAGAUAUUUUCAGGUUUUAUUCCACAACAUAAAACAAACCAGUAAUACCCUCAUGAAUUUUAAAGCUUUUACGUUUUUUUUAAAAGCAUAGUUGCUACAUGGGACGACAGACAUUAUCGGGCACUUUAAACGUUAUCAUCCAUGAAGAUUUUAAAAAAGCAAAAUGGGCACAAUUCCCAACAACGAUUCAUCAUCACAGUAUUUCCUUAACUGGGAAUGUGUUUUUAAUAAAGUUUUAAAGAGCUUGGUGGUGAUGAUAUUGAGGUCAAGGGGCCAUGGUGUAGUUUACUUGAAGCCUAAGGUUAUAUUAGCUUUAAAUUUCUAGUAAAUGCAUUUAGACACUGAAAUUCAUAAAAGUUGUGUCUUUGACUUUUGUUAAACGCGGAGCUUAUUUUUUGAGAUAAUCCAAAAGUCUUUGGGAAAAAUUAAUGUGCUUUUUGUCCCGUUAACUUCCAGAUUGGCCUACAAAAAUACGUCACCACUGCAGCACACUAUUAUCAGUACUAAUUUGCAGUUCCAAGGGGCUGUUUACAUGACACUGUUAUCAACAAAAAACUGAAAACUUUUUUUACACGGUUGGGGCCUGAAAACACAAACUUUUGAAAACAGAUUUUAAAGUGAAAGUUUUUAAAAAUGAUACCAUUAUCAUCUUUGUGUAAACUACAAAAACACAAAUUUGUUAAAACAGUGAUGUCACGCGCAUUACGUGUUCUGACAUCGUGAUAUCGCCAACUACUGGUCAGGCAUGCAUAAUACAGCAUUUUAGUUGUUUUCGCAUUCUGUAGCAGUGUAAACAAGGAUUUUUUUGACAAUGUUGAGAAGUAGAUCGAUGUGUAAACGUACCCUAAUGCCGCCUUUCUACUGCACACGACAUUCAGAAGCGAUUGUCGGAGUUUCAGUUUAAUCGUUUCUUCGGAGGGAAGCUCAUUCCAGAGCAAGAGGCUUCAUUCUAAUGUUUACCAUAGUGUAAUAAAUAAAUGGAUGCAAAUGAAUGAAACAAUAAACAGCUAUGCAUAUAUGACAAAGACAAUAUUUUUGAAAAUAACAUAUGGAGACAAGAUUAAAAUUAUUAUUUAUACAUGUAAUUAAUGUAUUACUUAUCAGUAAUCAAGUUUUUUUUAAGGAUUCAAGUGUUACUGAAAAAGUUAAACAAAAAAGAUUAAAUAAUUUUUACCUCGCAUAAUGUUUUGAUUGGAAUACGCUGAAUUGUAUGUAGUGUAGUCGCAUAAGUUAAAAAUUUUUAACUCCUCACGCAGCCCCUUUGCGACUCUCCAUAGGACAUAAAUGACUUCCGGUUUAUCGGUUGCGUUUGUCGUGUGCAGUGGAAAGGCGACUUUGGCCACAAUUCCAGUAAUUUUGGUCCAUUUGCCAAAUUUGGGCUAUUUGCAAUGGGCACAUAUAAUAUCUCAAAUCAUUCAACGCUUUGUUUUUUGUACUCCUGCAAAAGAAAUAUUCAGCCAGACAAAAAAAAACAGCUUGAAGUCAUUCAGAAGAGAGAACAGCCAUUAUCUGAGAUAAUACAUUAAGUGGUAUAAUUGUAUGAAUUUGCCACUGACCUGUUAUGACAAGGUUCAGACUCAUCCCAGUAUGAGCGCCAACUGUACUUACAUCACAUGAUACUAACACUUCACUUGCUGCCAAAGUCUGUCUGGGUUAUUAAGCUCUGAAUCUACAUUUAGGUUACUAAACCAUAUACAGUAGUCUUACUCUGUGCAUUAAAUGUGAAAGCUAUAAGAGUGUUUUAGUUAUCAAUGCUUCAGACACUCCACAGUUUUAUCUCAUCCUCAAGUAAUCUCCCAUUUUUUAUGAUAAUAAAGAGGCUUUCCCUCAUAUAAAUAAGGAUGAACUGUGACGUCUCUCACUUUAAUUGCAAAGAUCUUUAAGUUUAAACCCAGAGGACGAAGUUUGAUUUGUACCAACCUGACAAUUCCUCCCGUCUGUCCUAGUAGAAGAAUCACUGGGGGAGUGACGCUACCGAGUCAGUCGCUCCUGUAAGCACUUUAUGUGUGAUUAUAUUUGUAGCAUUUCAAUGGGUUUCAUACAUGAGUGCUACUGGAUGAGUCUAAUUUUACAAAUGGAUUGGUGCCCAUUGUGGGGCUUAAGCUCGACAAGGCCUGUUUCAGUGCUGAUAAUGCAGCUCACGGUCGUUGCUACACUGUAUAUAAAUCUCGUAUGCUCUCCAUGUGUAAAAAUACAGUUAUUUUACUUUGUUCUUUAGUCAAUUUAAGUCGUAAUGGGCAGGAAGCGUAUCGCAACAUUGAAACUACAUUCGAUUGCUCUUACAUUUUUUCUUUGCUGUUGGGUGCAUGGCCAGUAAAGCUUACUUUGGCUAUGAAAAUUGAGUGUACACAUGCAACUUACUGUGAUACUCUGUACUCUAGUAUUGAAACUCCCAUCAGAAAGAUUUAAUCAGUGACUUUUCCAGAAUUGGAAAAUCACAAAAUUUCUAAUAUGCCAGGUUGCCAAUGCCCUUGGGAACUCUUCUAGGUUUGGAAGGUACUGAAAUCACUCCUAACUCCCUUUAUACUGUUACAAUCCAAAAUCUUGAAUUGUUUCAAACACAAUUUGUGAAUAAUGUCAUAUGUUAAUGUCAAAUUAGUGGGAUAUGACCAGUAACUUCUAAACAAUGACUUAUUUGGCUCCCCUUCUGCCGCUGCAGUAAGUUUCACUUUGCAAUCUUAACCGAACCAUAUGGAUAUUUAUUCUUUGGCAUUAACAUAUGUGAUUUCGAACAACACCAUAUGGACUGGUUUAUAUAAGCUGAUACAAUCUUAAAACAUUUCACGAGAGCAUUGUAACUCCUUAAUACGAGUUGAGUCUUCUGUAGUCACAAUUCACAAAGUAGUUUUAACCAUGUGCUAGAAUCAACAUGGAGACAGUACGCAAAUAUUGGAUUAUAGGCUGUUGUUCUGUGUUUGGCUAGCACUCACAACUCUUUUGUAGGAUGUGUAUGCUCUUAUCAUCCAGCCCUGGUGAAUUUCAAUAGCUUUUGGACCACAGGUUCUCACCCGCCUCAGGCGCUGGAUGGUUUUACACUUACAACCAAACCAAACAGAUGAACAAAUACCACUCCAGAUGAUAGGCCAGGGUCAUUGCCAGCCACAGACAGCAGACCGCAUUUAUGAGUAUUCAGUUCUCCCCUGACAUUUCAGCACAGCCUGGUGGGCUACUAGCUGAUGAGAUGCUGUGAAUUCCCUAUUUGAUGAUUCUGGUUUAUAUAGGCAUCUUCAUUCCUGGACGGAGAAACUGUCACAGUCUAGAUAGGUAUAUUAUUGUGUAAUAAUUUUUGUACCCGGUGGACAGACUGCAUCUGUGAUUUGUAAAAUUUAGCUCAAUUUCAAUCUAGAAAACAUACUGGGGACCGUUUUAUCAUAUAUGUACAUUAACGAGUGUUUCUUUCCAAAAUGUUGAAUCUUUUGUACAUGUCCCAAGCACUUUUAUACAUCAAAUUUGUAUUUAUUUAUAAUGGGUUGCCAUAAGACUAUAUUUUGUUCUUUUUUCAUGCUAUUGUUGUAACAGAGAGGGUGUGUACACAGACGUAGAGUAACUCAAAUUAGUAAUGUACCACGGUUAUAAAAAAAGGUUAACCACUAUUUUCUUGCAGUGACUCUCUCUAUCGGUAAAAGCAUUAACAAGAUGUACUUUACCUGUAAUGGUGUGUGAUCUUAUGAUGCUUUGGCUCUGUAUAUUUCUGAAAGAAAAUUGAAAAUCGUUGCAAAAAGAA
This is a messenger RNA of Misgurnus anguillicaudatus (oriental weatherfish), 8742 nucleotides long. RefSeq names its product kirre like nephrin family adhesion molecule 3b (gene kirrel3b). Gene Ontology annotation, molecular function: cell adhesion molecule binding. The record is from RefSeq and is a predicted model, not a curated record. NCBI's taxonomy places the organism in Eukaryota, Metazoa, Chordata, Actinopteri, Cypriniformes, Cobitidae. Gene Ontology annotation, biological process: cell-cell adhesion; synapse assembly. Gene Ontology annotation, cellular component: cell-cell junction; plasma membrane.